CACACAAUUAUCGUUCCCAGUUCCAGAAAGCCGAGCCCUCGCUUACAAGGGAAGUUGCACCAAGGGUGCGCCUGAUACCUCGAUACGUCCUCUUUUUGCGCUUCAGACGCUUUGGAGCAGUUGUUCGCCCAAAGCUGCCAGCAUUCUGGUUCCUCCCAGUCCGCGCCACAUCUAUCUGUGGUGUCUAGCUCUUUCAAGUGGAUAGCGGCGAAAAAUACAGUUUCUGGAUUGAAGAGAUUGUUACUUCGGGGGGAGAGCAGCGAAUAUAGCUGCUGUCUGGGUUGAGCCAAGCAUCUUCUGGAAGCCGGCAGCAAUACGCUCCCCAAAGCGUCCAGGCUAAGAUGGCUUCGAUAGCUGCCGCCCGACCUGGGGCAAUCCAGAUGCCUCCUUCAAAUGAUUUUGCUGCCACUUGGGCCUUCCUGGAAGAAGGCAUUAAUACUAUAAUGCUAAACCUUGUAGAGGGCAUGUCAAGUCAGCGCUGGAUGCUUCUUUACACUUGCGUCUACAAUUACUGCACUGCCCCAAGCAGCGCUUCUAGGAUGGGCCGAGCGAAUAUGGGAGGUACAAACAUGGUAGGCGGGGACCUAUACGUGGGAGUCAUCGGCUACUUUGAGCGACGGGCAAAGGAGAUUCACAAAGGGGCAGAAAGCCUUAGCGACGAUACGCUACUCAGGUAUUAUGCGACCGAGUGGGACCGGUACACCUUGGGCGCCCAGUAUGUGCAUCACCUGUUCAUGUACCUCAAUCGGUAUUGGGUCAGACGGGAAAAGGACGAUGGCAAGAGGGACGUCCACACUGUUUACACUCUGGCUCUGGUGCAAUGGAAGGAGUUUAUGUUCAAGCCAGUGCAGAGCAAAGGAUCACUGUGCAAUGCAGUUCUGAAGCAGGCCGAAAAACAGAGAAAUGGAGAGAUCGUCGACACCUCACUGCUAAAGAAGGUCGCAGAUAGCUUCGUCCUGCUCGGCUUGCGCGAGAGUGAUUCUCGCGCCGUGGACCUGUCUGUGUACGACGAACACCUCGAGCGGCCAUUCCUGCAGGCGGCUUCGACCUACUACACAAACGAGUCGGCGGCCUUCCUAGCGGAGAACAGCGUGACUGACUACAUGAAGAAGGUCGAGGCACGGCUCAAGGAGGAAGUGCAACGUGUGGAAGUCUACCUCCACCCUUCUACUGGCGAUAAGCUCCUGAAGCGCUGCGAUACCGUACUGAUCGAAGCGCACAAGGCAUUACUUCAUGAAACUUUCCAGACAUUGCUCGACAAUGAGCAGAGGGAACAUUUGAUGCGGAUGUACACAUUGCUCAGCAGGGUGCCCGCAUUGCUGCAGCCCUUGCGAGAUACUUUCGAGGCGCAUGUUCAGCGGGUGGGCCACCAGGCGGUAGAAAAGAUUGCUGCAGACGGCAAAGAUGUUGAUCCGACGGCCUACUUCAAUGCUCUUCUCGGUGUUCAUUCUAACAACUUAGGUCUUGUCAAAGAGUGCUUUGCGGAUGAAGCCAAAUUCAAGGCUGUGCUCGACAGAGCUUGCCAGAACUUCGUCAACAAGAACAAGGCCACUGGCACGUCGUCGACCAAGUCACCUGAAUUGCUCGCCAAGCAUGCCGACAAUCUGCUCAAAAAGGGGCAGAAGACAUUUGAGGAGGGCGAGCUGGAAAUCGAGCUCGAUCAGCUGAUGACCCUGUUCAAAUACCUUUCCGAUCGCGACGUAUUCCAGAAAUUCUACACAAAGAAUCUGGCACGCCGAUUGGUCCACCAGCAAUCGGCAUCAGACGAUGCAGAGCUGAACAUGAUCACGAAGCUGAAGGACGCGUGUGGCUAUGAAUACACGAGCGGGCUGCAGCGCAUGUUCCAAGAUGUGAACAUCAGCAAGGAGCUCAACGAAGAGUUCAAGGAUCUACUCGGCCAUCGACAAGAGGACGCUCCUGCCAAUCCGAUCGACUUUUCCGUCAUGGUACUCACCAGCGGCUCUUGGCCAAUGCAGCCGCCGACGACUAAGAUUGCCCUGCCCACUGAGUUGCAUUGGUAUCAAGAGGAGUUCAAACGGUUCUACUGCAGCAAAAAGUUCCAGGGCAGGAAAUUGGUUUACCUUUGGCAUCUAUGCAAGAGCGAGAUCAAAACGAACCACCUCUCGCAAAAGUACACCUUCAUGACCAGCGCGUAUCAGAUGUCUAUUCUAACCGAGUUCAAUGCGGCAGAGAGGCUCACAUUCCAGGAACUGGCUGCAGCUACGCAGCUGGAUGACUCGAUCAUCAAAUCCAACCUGGUCAUUCUCACCAAGUCGAAGGUUCUACUAGAAGAAGGGGGUGCAUACAAGGUCAACAAGGACUUCAGGAACAAGAAGCUGCGCAUCAACCUCAACGUACCCAUCAAAGCUGAGCAAAAGGCCGAGUCAACCGAGGUUCUCAAGACGGUUGACGAGGACCGCAAACUGGUGAUUCAAGCCACCAUCGUGCGCAUCAUGAAGGCCCGAAAGCAGCUCAAACACGCAAACCUCAUGCAAGAAGUCGUUCAGCAAGUCUCUUCGCGUUUCCAGCCCAAGAUCCCGGUCAUCAAAAAGGAGAUUGACAAUCUGAUUGACAAGGAAUAUCUAGAGAGGGCCGAAGGCCAGAAAGACUUGUAUUCGUACGUUGCUUGAGGUCAUGCAUCUACCUUUCAG
Molecule: messenger RNA, 2651 nt
Organism: Tilletiaria anomala UBC 951
Lineage: Eukaryota; Fungi; Basidiomycota; Exobasidiomycetes; Georgefischeriales; Tilletiariaceae
Product: Cullin-domain-containing protein
Exons: 7
Coding region: 342-2630 (762 amino acids)
Biological process (GO): SCF-dependent proteasomal ubiquitin-dependent protein catabolic process; protein ubiquitination
Cellular component (GO): SCF ubiquitin ligase complex
Molecular function (GO): ubiquitin protein ligase binding
Source: RefSeq, a predicted model, not a curated record